AUGAGGAUAUUACGUUGGAACUGCCAAGGGCUUGGGAACCCUUGGACAGUUCGAAGCCUUUGCAAACUAGUAAAGGAUCAAGCUCCCAUGGUGUGCUUUCUAAUGGAGACGCGGUUAGACAAAAAAGGUUAUGCGAAGCAUUGUAGAGAAGUUCCUUUUCCUAAUAAAUUUAUUGUUAAAAUGCCUGACUCUGGUGGUGGAUUAGUGCUGUUAUGGAAAGCGGGUGUGGAUGUGGAAGUUAUUAACUUCAUAAAUAACCAUAUUUUGGCAAGAGUGGGGGAAGAAGAUGGGUCUUACUGGUACCUAAUAUGCUUUUAUGGUUGGCUUGAGCAUACUCAAAAGUUUAAGUCUUGGGCUCUGUUAGAUCACUUGGCCACCUUUGUUGAUGGGCCGUGGCUAUGUAUAGGAGACUUCAACGCCAUUUUACAUACUUCGGAGAAGCAAAGUGCUCGACCUUCGUCAUAUGUUCAGAUGGAUGAAUUUCGCACCGCUUUGGAGAAGUGCAACUUGGCUGACUUGGGUUUCUUAGGCUACCGAUUUACGUGGAAUAAUAAGCGUCCUGGACAUGCAAACACAAGGCAGCGACUUGACCGGGCAGUGGCGAAUGUGGAGUGGCGUUCAAAAUAUCUAGCCACCAUAGUCACGCAUCUUUUUUCUCAUGCCUCGGAUCACUUGCCCAUAAUCCUUCAAGCCAUGACCGAGAGACGGAUGAACGUAAGGAGCAAGAAGGGAUUUAAGUUUGAAGAAGUUUGGCUAAUGUGGGAUGACUGUGAAGCGGUGGUGCGUGAGUCUUGGAACACAUAUGGUGGUGCGGCUUCACCUUUGGAUGCUGUUAAGGAAAAAAUCAAGAGGUGUGGGGCCAACUUGCAAGCAUGGGGGGCUGUUAGAACAAACCCGGAUACAAAAAGGAUCAAAGCACUUGAAAAAUAG
Messenger RNA from Quercus lobata, 930 nucleotides. RefSeq lists its product as uncharacterized. The transcript has a single exon. NCBI's taxonomy places the organism in Eukaryota, Viridiplantae, Streptophyta, Magnoliopsida, Fagales, Fagaceae. Gene Ontology annotation, molecular function: catalytic activity. The record is from RefSeq and is a predicted model, not a curated record. The coding region runs from base 1 to 930 and encodes 309 amino acids.